AUGCCCCUCGCGUCCUUCCGGGACGCAUUCUCAUUCCCCGCCACGACCGCCCUUCCCGGGCAGCAUGGGCUUCCCGGGGUUCACGUGGGUCACGUGGGUCACGAAAGGCCCGCGCAAAUAGAAGUCCCGCGCUCCGCUCUACUUCAGGGCGAUUUCGGGGAGGCAAAGCCCUCGUUCGGCUUCCGUCACUGGCGUUACCCAUGGAUUGUGGAUGGAUCUUUCGGGCACGGAUGCCCACCAGAGCUCAACUUCUUCACAUCCGGCCGGUUCGAGGUUGUCUGCUCUGAGAUUCCGUUUUCCGCAGGACGCUUUUUGCGCCGGCUGCCUUCUUACGGCGGGAGCUUUCUCUGGCGGAUGGAACCUGGAUCUGUGGCGAUUUCGAAGCUGCGGUUGUUCGUGCUGGACGGAGAUUCCGAGGGCUUCGGGAACCAAACCCUGAAGGAGCUCGAAGGCGGCGCGUUCGGCGAUGCCACCUUCGAGGCCAUCCUCCUCCAGGAGACGGAGGUGGAGGCGAUCCACUUCGCCGCCCUCCUGCCCUCCAAGGACCGGCUGGAGGCUCUGGCCGUGAGGCGGAGAGGGCGGGAGGCGGAGGGAGGGCUGAGGCGGUUCCCCUUCCGCGAGCUCUACCGCCUCCCGCGGCUCGCGGAACUCGUGCUCCGCGGCAACAACUUCUCCAUCGUGCUCGCGUUCGCGAGUCCGAGCCUGCAGCGGCUGGACCUCGAGGGCAACGGGAUCGCCCGGCUCGGGUCCGGCUGGUCCAUGCCCAACUUGAGUGAUCUCCUCUUGAGCGAGAACCCUCUCAAGCGCCUCCCUCGCGGGUUCCUCGAGGGCUUCCCCAAGCUGUCGCGAUUCGCGUGCCGCGGGUGCGAGCUGGGCCCUCUCCUCCGGGCCGGGGCCAUCAACCUCCGCAAAGGAGGAAGGGAUGAAGAGGGAGGGAAGGAAGGAGGGAGGGAGGGAGGAGGAAGAGAGGGAGGGAGGGAAGAGAAGGAGAGGGCGGAGGAUGUGAUGUCUAACGUGGGGCGACAGAAGCAUGAGGCAAAAAGGCAUGAGCCUAACCAGGGCGAGUCUAAACGACCUCGUCCCUCCUGGACACCUCGCUGCCGCGUUUCGAGGAGCGACCGCGAGGCCGUCGGCGGGGAAUCCCGAUUCCACUCGACGCGGGAUUCGCCGAUUCCCCAGAGACGGCCGCGAUGUUGCCCGGGAUUCUCCUCGAGCGUGAACGCGCGACUCACCGGUCGCCCUCGAUCACGCCGGAUUCCGCCCGGCCGUCGCUGCGGAGGAGGUCGUCUCCCUCCUCCCUUGCUGCAGAACGGCCGUUCUCCCCUCCUCGGCCUUGACACCUACGACACGAACUCUUCAAGCGUGACGGCCUCGACCAGCAUCGACCUCAGCGCGAACCCGGUGAAACUGGAGGAGGCCUUCCGACCGAUACUGGAGGUGCUUCAGCGCGGAGACGGCUACCUCAAUCUUAGGAGCGCGCAAUACAUUCGAGAGGAGGCCACCUCGGUGAAAUGCCUCUGCGACCUGGCCUGGCUGUUCCUCAGGCCUCGCCUCUGGCGGCGGGUCGUAUUCCCGUAUUUCGGUGCCUGCGAGGGCGGGCCCGCGCUGGGCGACCUGCAGCCGGAUUUCUUCCGGGACUGUCCGGCCGUGAACGACACCGAACUUCCACCAACCUUCUCAUCCGCCAUCCUGGCAAAACGACGAAAUUUCAGAGAAACCGGAGAGCCGUGGAACGCGACGAGUCCUCCCCCGGCGACGAUCCGGAACGAAUCCGACGAGAACCGCCGGGCGCGCGAGAAGAAGCUGUCCCGGUGGAACUGGCUCUGCCCGUACAAGUGCGUGCCGGAGGGCGAGAGCGACGAGUGCGACGGGGAGGCGAGGAUCGAGUGCGGGCACGGGGGGUGCGAGGAGGGGGAGGUGUGCUGCAGGCGGGAGGAGGAGGGGACGCACGCGGUGACGCUGGGGGUGGCGGGGCCGGUGAUCGUCGUCGUGGUGGGGGGGCUGCUGGCGCUGGUGUUUCGGCCUGGGGUGGAUGGACUUGGAGGUGGAGGCCUGGGGUGGAUGGACUUGGAGGCGGAGGCCUGGGGUGGAUGGACUUGGAGGUGGAUGGCUGGGGUGGAUGGGCUUGGAGGUGGAGGGCCGUUCGACAGGCGGAUGGGGGAUGCAGGUGGAUGGGCUGGACCCGUUUUCCUCUGUCUCUCUGCGAGGGCGAAGAGGGCUGCCCUGAGGUUGCCAGGGGCUGAUUGCCCCUUCUGCCCCCCCUCUGGGAGCCCUGACAUUCUGGGGCGACUUCGCAUGAAGUGGAAAUUCCCACUUGCAUUGUGGUGGGACAAGGGGUCGAAAUCGUUUGACUCUGAGGACAUCUACCGGAUGCCAAUUGAAACGACGAGAAGAACGGGAGUGCUUCCUGUGGUUCUCGGUUUUUUGUGGUUUGUAUUCCUCAAGUGCGAGGGGAUACUUGGGAUCCAGGAAUUUCUCGUGAGGAUCCAGAUUCGUUAUCUCAACACGUGA
Darwinula stevensoni is the source of this 2511-nucleotide messenger RNA. NCBI's taxonomy places the organism in Eukaryota, Metazoa, Arthropoda, Ostracoda, Podocopida, Darwinulidae. The record is from the annotation of a GenBank genome assembly.